UGCUGCUCACUCAGAUGACGAAAAUGGCGGACAACUGCUCGUCGGUCGAGAUUGUUGAGGGCUGUCGCCUCCCCGUUCUUCGUAAAAACCAAGAACACGAAGACGAAUGGCCAUUGGCUGAAAUUCUGAGUGUGAAGGAGGUGUCUGGGAGAAAGCUCUACUAUGUUCACUACAUUGACUUCAACAAGCGUCUGGAUGAGUGGGUCACAGCGGACAGGCUGGACAUGAAGAAGCUUCAGUUCCCUAAGAAAGAAGCUAAAACUCCAACCAAGAAUGGUCUUCCAGGCUCCCGUCCCAGUUCUCCAGAGAGAGAAGUGAGGAAGAGUCUAGAUCUCAACCUACAAUCUGCUACAGCUCCUUCCAGAGGCAAAACCCUCCCCACACCGCUGUCGGGUCAGACUGAACUGCAUGGAAAUCCAGAUAUAAACACCCAUGACACAAUAAAGGAAGAUGAUGAUCCAGUCGUGCAGAUCAAAUCUGGAAGUGGUUUAACAAACAGUGUAUCCAAAUGUUUGUCAGGUGCACGAACUGGACUUGUCAAGCCACAUUUCAGCUUCAAGUCUUUCAAGAAAAGGAAGGUAGAGGCCGUCCCUUUGGCGACUCAGGUAUCCCCGGUCACCCCCGUGUCCUCCCUGCCAAGUUCAGCUGAAGCCUCUCAGGCAUCUGUUUUUCCUGCUGUGAGGGACACCAACACCUUCAAGUCCCGUGAAGACCAUGACCAGCUCUCCUCACUCACAACAAACGGCACUGCCCGACGACUCAUCCCCGCUCAACCUGGCAGGAAGAGGAAAGCGAACUGUGGGGGAACUGAUGAGAUGAUAAAGGUUUUGCAGUAUAACAAACCCCAAAGUGCCAGUGUCUUUCUCCCACCACCAGAGGAUUCCCAGGACAGUUCGGAUGGCAUCCCGUCUGCACCCCGCAUGACGGGCAGUCUGGUGUCCGAUCGCAGCCACGACGACAUUGUCACCCGGAUGAAAAACAUAGAGUGUAUAGAGCUAGGACGUCACAGACUGAAGCCCUGGUACUUCUCACCGUACCCACAGGAACUCACCGCGUUGCCCAUCCUCUACCUCUGUGAAUUCUGCCUCAAGUACCUCAAAAGCCUCAAGUGUCUCCAGAGGCAUUUGACAAAAUGUAAUCUGAGACAUCCUCCAGGCAACGAGAUCUACCGCAAAGGCACCAUCUCAUUCUUUGAGAUUGACGGCAGGAAAAACAAAACGUAUUCCCAGAACCUGUGUUUACUCGCUAAGUGUUUCCUGGAUCACAAAACCUUGUACUAUGACACGGAUCCUUUCCUCUUCUAUGUAAUGACAGAGUAUGACUCCAAAGGCUUCCACAUAGUCGGCUACUUCUCUAAGGAAAAAGAGUCAACUGAAGAUUACAAUGUUGCCUGCAUCCUGACCUUGCCUCCCUACCAGCGGAGAGGCUAUGGGAAACUGCUCAUUGAGUUCAGUUAUGAGCUUUCCAAGGUCGAAGGGAAGACAGGCACUCCAGAGAAGCCACUUUCGGACCUUGGUCUUUUGUCCUAUCGGUCCUACUGGUCCCAGACCAUCUUGGAAAUUCUCAUGGACCUUAAACCCGACAAUGGAGAAAGGCCGCAGAUUACCAUCAAUGAGAUCAGCGAGAUCACAAGCGUGAAGAAAGAAGAUGUCAUUUCAACGCUUCAGUACCUCAACCUAAUCAACUAUUACAAGGGUCAGUACAUCCUGACUCUUUCAGAAGACAUUGUGGAGGGACAUGAAAGAGCGAUGCAGAAGAGACACUUGCGCAUAGAUCCUAAAUGUCUUCACUUCACACCUAAGGACUGGAGCAAGAGGGGCAAGUGGUAGAGUCCCAGCCCGGUUCACAGAAUACCCUCCCCAGCUGCCAGAUCGCAGACCUGAAGCAAGCGGUGGAUCAGAUAAAGGUUUUUGUCAAGCUGUCUCAUCAAGAACCUCAACGCUGUAUUGAGAAGCGCAAGCUUUUGUUGUGAAUACACAUCACAUAUUGGGAAUAUAAACACUCAGACUUGGGGACAAAAGAGAGACAGUGACACAAAAAAGACUUUCAGAGACAACACACCUUCUACUGUGUGAAAGACCCAGGUUAUGGUCGAAACAGUGUGUUAAAAGUGGGAUAUAGUGUCUGUUUAAAAGUGUAAAUUAAAGCCUAAAUGACAAAUGUAUAGACCGCCUAAUGCCACCUAAUGAGAACAAGAUGGUGGUUUCAUAGAUACAAAUCUCGAGUUCUGCACUGAAUUUCUUGGAAGGAACCACAGAGGAGAUUUCUCUUCCUAAAAUUCAACAAGGGAGGUUUUUUUCUGCUUUGACCAGCACAAGUGUAAGUGUGUUUUUGCCUAUAUUAUUUUUUAUCUUCCACAAGAAGAAGCAGAAUUAAAAUGUUGUCAUCAGAAUUAUUUAUGUAUCCCAAAAAGAUUUUUAAUGGUGAACAAAGACCAACAGAACUCCUUCUGUUACUUUAUCCAGAAAAAUCACUUUAUUUUUUUUCAUACAACUCAUAUUUAAGAAAAUUUAGUUGAUGGAAUUAAUGGAUUAAUUAUGGAUUAAACAAACAGGACGACUAACAUCUGAACAACACAACAUUUAGUCAUCACUUUCCAUACGAAGGGCAGAGGUUUCAAAACCUCUCUCGAAUGCAUGUAGUUUUGAAAACGAUACCUACUGACGAACAGACGAUGGUUACAUUUACAUUGUACCUAUUAAUGACUGGAUGUGAUACGUAUUGUGAGUUUGUAAACAAGGAAAAGGUGCAAGGAAUCAAAGUUCUGUUGCGGAAGUGAGAUGAGUUGUUCACAAAGGUUCUGAAGACACAGUCAUUUUCUGUUUACUGUAUUUCUCAUAGAGUGCCUGACUUUUAAUGUCCCUCCACUAACAGGGAGAGCAGAAAUGUGCAGGUAGUUCCCUCCUAUAGGCUUUGGGUUAUUUUUAGUGUAAACAGGCAGAACUGUUUGGAUAUAGACAAACAAAUUCAAAACCUACAGUUGUAACGUUGCUUCAGGACCUACACUCAGUCAGUUCAACUUUGUCUUUUACAAUAGUAGCUCUGUUUUUCAUUUCCCUAUAUUUUAAAUAGUUGGAAACAUUUAUGCUCUUUGUUUGUGAUCAUUCAGGUGAAUAUUUCUUCCUUUUUCUCCAGAUAAAAUCCCCUGUCACGAUCACCUGUACACAGUGUGCAAUGAGACAAAUCAAAUCCCCAAGUUAAACAUAUGUUCCCUGUAACUGUACAUACUGAACCUGAUCGUAAAAAAGAAAAAAGAAAAAAAAAAACAA
This is a messenger RNA of Toxotes jaculatrix (banded archerfish), 3269 nucleotides long. Its product is annotated as histone acetyltransferase KAT5. NCBI's taxonomy places the organism in Eukaryota, Metazoa, Chordata, Actinopteri, Toxotidae. The record is from RefSeq and is a predicted model, not a curated record. Gene Ontology annotation, biological process: regulation of DNA-templated transcription. Bases 15 to 1829 code for a protein of 604 amino acids. The transcript is spliced from 16 exons. Gene Ontology annotation, molecular function: histone acetyltransferase activity.